Molecule: messenger RNA, 1560 nt
Organism: Candida dubliniensis CD36
Lineage: Eukaryota; Fungi; Ascomycota; Pichiomycetes; Serinales; Debaryomycetaceae
Product: tRNA (uracil) methyltransferase
Exons: 1
Coding region: 1-1560 (519 amino acids)
Biological process (GO): tRNA methylation
Molecular function (GO): tRNA (uridine) methyltransferase activity
Source: RefSeq, a predicted model, not a curated record
AUGGACCAUUCAGACAAAAAACUACUAACAGCGAAUGCCUCAGUGCUAGGGCCAUGUUGGGUUCCUAUAUAUGAAAGUCCAGUUGGAUUUAGCGUACAACAUUUUGAAGCAGCCAUGUUGAAUAUUAUCCAUCAACCUAAUAUUAAUUCAACAGUUAUUAUGAGAGCAGAUAUUUUACGAGAAAACAUUUUUGAUCCCGAUGAAGGGGAUACAACAUUUACUAGCAAGAUCGCAAACGAGAUACCAAAAUUUCAAACUCAUGACGAUUCAGAGUUGCUAUUGAGAAAUUUGAAAGAUAUCAAAGUGAGACAAAUACCAGAUAUACCCGACAUUCAAUUCACAAUGAGACACGAGAUUGUCAGAAGAGUAAUUCCCCGAAACCCUUUCAAGGAUUACAUUAUUAACCAGACAUGUCUUAUGUUGACUGACAACAAAAAGAAUAACUUGGUGGUUUACAUUCCUCACAUAGACUCUGUUGAAGAGACACCAUAUUAUUUGCCGCCAGUUUAUGGAAUUGGGAUACUCUACAAUGACUUUAAGGUUUCAGUCCAUUAUUUGCCCUUUGGUUUUGAGACACCGAACUGCAAAGAGCUCACUUUAUUGAAAUCCAUGACGGAACAGGACAGACCAAUCAGAAUAGCUUUAAGAUUAUUGAAUACAGCCACUAAACAUUCUCAGGGCAGGAAAUUAGGUUAUGAAAAAAGAGUAAAUCAUGAUUUAGUAGUACCCCAAACCAGCUUUCAAAACCAAUAUAUCACCUUGAAAAAGAAAUACCUGGACUAUUUCAUGAACAAUUGGAGCGAGUCUACAGAUCCGAGGAAACACGUCUUUGAAGAUAUCGCCAUUGCUGCAUUUAUAAUAGAGUAUUGGAAAUUAAAUGACUUUGAGCCGGAAAAGUUUGAAUUUCGAGAUUUGGGUUGUGGGAAUGGAUUGUUAGUGCACAUAUUGAUACUGGAAGGAUACAAAGGAAAGGGAAUUGAUGCCAGAGCAAGAAAAUCUUGGGUACUGUAUCCCUCUAAAGUACAACAAUGUCUUUUGGAACAAAUUAUUGUUCCACAAAUUUUACUAGAUCAACAGCCAAUGUCCUCAGAUAUCACUGCUUCAAUCUCAAAACAGCAAAUAUCCACUACAGCAGAGUUCCCCAAAAAUACUUUUAUUAUUGGAAAUCAUUCAGAUGAGUUAUCCUGUUGGAUUCCCUUGUUAGGGUUUCCUUUUAUUGUGAUACCGUGCUGCUCUUUUGGUAUAAAUGGAGUGAGGAAACGGUAUCCACCAAGAAAGAAUAUGGCAUUCAAAACACCCCCUUCUACAUACAAAACGUUAGUGGACCACGUCGAAGAUAUAGCACUUAUGAAUGGCUGGCUAGUACAAAAGGAAAUGUUGCGUAUUCCAAGUACCAGGAAUGCCGCUAUUAUAAGCUGCGAGAAAAUCCCCGUGCUAGCAAAUGAACCUGAACAUAUCAGAAGAAUACGCCUAUUGGAUAUAAUUGCAUUAGAAGGUGGGGCUGAUGGUUGGGUUGAGAAUUCAAUUAACUUAAUGAAGAGUGAACCUAAAAAGCACUAA